Molecule: messenger RNA, 255 nt
Organism: Akanthomyces muscarius
Lineage: Eukaryota; Fungi; Ascomycota; Sordariomycetes; Hypocreales; Cordycipitaceae
Exons: 2
Coding region: 1-255 (84 amino acids)
Biological process (GO): protein histidyl modification to diphthamide
Molecular function (GO): metal ion binding
Source: RefSeq, a predicted model, not a curated record
AUGUCCGACGACGACAACCUGUCCAUCUACGACGAAAUCGAAAUCGAAGACAUGACCUUUGACGACGCCCUGCAGACGUACUUUUACCCGUGCCCGUGCGGCGACCGCUUCCAGAUUGCGCUCGACGACCUGCGCGACGAGCAGGACAUUGCCGUGUGUCCGAGCUGCAGCCUGAUGAUCCGAGUCAUCUUUGACCUGGACGAUUUACCCGGGCCGCCACCUGGACCUUCCAACCCGAUUCCUGUCGCUGCGUAA